Hevea brasiliensis (rubber tree) is the source of this 2829-nucleotide messenger RNA. RefSeq names its product two-component response regulator ARR17. The transcript has 5 exons. The record is from RefSeq and is a predicted model, not a curated record. NCBI's taxonomy places the organism in Eukaryota, Viridiplantae, Streptophyta, Magnoliopsida, Malpighiales, Euphorbiaceae. Gene Ontology annotation, biological process: cytokinin-activated signaling pathway; phosphorelay signal transduction system. The coding region runs from base 2106 to 2576 and encodes 156 amino acids.
CUGUGGCUGCUCUAAAAAAUUGCAUCUUGUCCAUGCUCGUGUUGUGGAUGCAUGGGAUUGGAACAUAUUUUAUAAAAUAGCUUAUAUUCUUGCAGCUCUCCCAAAUUUGCCUUGUUCAGAUCAAUGACAGGACAAAGCCACAUGCAAAUCUGUUAUGCAAAUUGUCUGAGAAUUAAGGAAUGGAUGAAUGUAGAAAUGGACAGCGUUGCCCAUCCUGUGCAAUUCUUUAUGCUUGUUAAAUAGAUCUUGUUGGAUGCUCACCCACGAGAGCUUUCUUUUUUAGCACUACAAUCAGUCUUGCCUUAGAAAAUCCAAUUCCCUGAAUCAAUAUCAAGUAUCUUGUACCUCAAAUAUGCAAGGACUAGUACAAAUCUUUGAAUUGAAACAAGUGAAAGAUGAUUCCCCACAGCCGUCAUUCCAAACAAAUGAAGUUGCAUAACUCUUGUGCUCAUAUAUUUGUGACAACUAAUUGGCAUCUCAUUUUCAAUCACAACUCUUAUGGGUCUGUCCUUUGUGCUUCCAUCGUUUCUUUGUAUUUUUCUUUUAAAUACACAGGACAAAGCCAUUUACAGUGUGAAUGGGCAAGCGUGCAAAGGCCAUCAGUAGCUAAAUUUAGCUUCACUUAUUGAUGGAUGUUAUGGGUCUUAAAUCAGUGCACUGAGGGCUUAGGCAUCUAGAAAAAGAAUUAAGGAAUGGAUGAAAUAUACAGAUGUCCAUCCUGUGGAAUUCUCAAUGUUUGUUAAAUAAAUCUUGUUGAUUGCUCACCCAUGAGGAGGAGAUGUGAUUGCUGCUAUUAUGUUUUAUUUGAUGCUGUAAGAGUAUCAAAGAAAGAAUCCCAGUGGAUUUUGUUUCAUAAUAGUACCUAUUUAACAAUUGGUAAAUGAUCCUCAAAGCUUCUCUGCAAUCCGUACUACUUUCAAUGAUCAAACCAUCGCAGAUUCUAUUCUGGAAAAAAAAGAAAAGGGAAAAAUAAUGUCCAUCCUCUUUUUUAAAAUUCAAUUAUUAUUAUUAUUAUUAUGCCUAUCUGUCCAGCUGUGCGUAUAAGAUUUUAUAUGGAUCUUGCCCUGGUAAGCCAAUGAGAAAAUCAUUUCAUAUCCUAUAAAAUCACCAUUAUACAUAAUCUCAAAUUUUCGGGUCUUAUUAAAAAAUAUGAUACGUCUUACCUAAAAUUAUAAUUUAUCAGGUAUAAAUCAAAUUAUGCACUGAAUAUAUGUAAUAAUUUUCCAUUUUUCAAUACUUAUUUCAGAUCUAUAUCAAUCACAUUUUUUAAUCCUAAUCAUUAAUCACUCGAUGAAACUUCUAUAAUAUCUACUGAGGUUGGUUGGCUUCACAGGUAUACUUGGAGUGAUCUAUGGCAGACAUUAUGGGUUCUUUUUCAAGACCAAGAAGAUUGUAAUGAAAAAUGAUAAUCUGGAUUAAAAAUAAGUUAUUAUAGAAUUUCCCAUUUGUUGAUCUUGUUUAUUAACGUGAAGAAGAUUAACAAUAAGAGAUUAAUCUUUCUUUUCAGAUUGUGGCCCAAACCAAGAAAAUAAAAGCAGUUUGAAAGUUGACAGAAAUGUUAAGUGGUCCAAAAUCCAUGAAGUGCAGGGCAGAGUGAGCAUCUUGUAGAAAGGAUAUAGAUGCUGAUUCUAUAGAUUUGUACAUACAGAGAAACAGAGCUUAGAGAGAGAGAGAGAGAGAAAGAAUGACGUGAUAUGGCUGUAAGAAUGGGACUGAAUCAAAUCAAGAGAAACCCAAGAAGGAUCACGAAAUAUCUGUGAUCUACUUUGAGAGGAUAUUCUUCUCUGAGCAUACACACCGUGAAUAAUUUGAUAAUAUAGUCUCCAUUCCUUUAUGUCUAAAUUCCUCUUUUAAUAAUUUAUUUUCUCACCCACCAUCUUCAUUUUCUUGCGGUUUCUCACUAUAAAUUCGCACUCAUAUUACGUUCAUACAUCUCCUGUGAGUCUGUUUGUUGGUUUUCUUUUAUUGUAGGCUUUGUCAGAGAGGCGUUUUUAUGUAGUCUUGUACUAUAUAAUAGCUGCCUGGAAGCACCUUUAUUGCAACCUCCUGUUACGUACAGCCUUUUUCUUAUUCUUCUCCUUCUUCUUCAUUUUUUUUUAAUAUAUAUGGAUGGUGGUAAUUGUGGGUCUCGUUCAUCAAUGGAAAAGGUGAUGGGAGACUAUGGAGAUCAACCGCAUGUUUUAGCAGUGGAUGACAAUCUGAUAGACCGAAAACUCAUCGAAAAAUUGCUUAAGAACUCUUCUUGCAAAGUCACCACAGCAGAGAAUGGGCUAAGAGCAUUGGAGUAUUUAGGCUUGGGAGAUGAUGGAAGAAACAACUUAGAUACCAAAGGUUCCAAGGUGAACUUGAUCAUCACUGAUUAUUGUAUGCCAGGAAUGACAGGCUACGAGCUACUCAAGAAAAUCAAGGAAUCAUCAAUCAUGAAGGAGGUUCCGGUUGUGAUUAUGUCAUCUGAGAACAUCCCAGCUCGUAUUAACAAGUGCUUAGAGGAAGGAGCACAGAUGUUCAUGCUAAAGCCCCUCAAGCAAUCUGACGUGAAGAAAUUGAGGUCUAAGUUAAUGAACUGCAGAAGCUGAAACACAUUUUUUUGUAAAGGAUUUUUGAAACAACACCCACGAAGACUAAAACAAGGGUGCCAUUACAGGAGGCCACACACUUUGUCAAUUCUGUGACUGUGAUUGUGACUGUCUUUCUCAACCUACCUCUGUUAUUAGAUCAACUUGGUUUAGCUUGAAGCAAACAGCAUAUUUUGAUUUUGUUCAAAGCUCACUGACUUAUGCACUAACUAUUUAGAUGGAAAUUUAAUUUAAUUAAAUGACUUGUGCAUUA